CCCCUCACAUUGGUGCCACAAAAGAGAGAAGAUGAUGAUGUGCAGGUUUGUGGAAAAAAUGUGUGCUGUUUUUGGAUAUUCAUUAGCAAUUGUCAAGGAUGCACAGAAAUGCCCAAUUAUGUGUGGCAUUUUGUACAGACACUAUGUUCAGAUUAUUUGUUUGCAAUGUGUUAUCUAUAAACUAAGGGAGCUUCAUAAACUGUUUAUUCGAUUUUGGGGUUUGAAUAGUGUGAAGAAUUAGCACUAACCACAAAGUCAACGCUAGCUCUUAAAGGGGCAGUAGCCUACAUUGAGUGCAAUUUUCAAGUACAGCAUUAUUUAAUAUGCAGUAUUCUGCUAUUUAUUGUUACCAAUAAUAUUUAAAUGUUAAUAUUAUAUUUGGAUUAUAAUUAUCUAAUCUUUUAACUAAAUACAAUCUAUUAGCUUCCAAAAUGUAAGUAGGUAUAUCUAGCUGUCCGAUAACACGUUCUGAUGGAAUGGCUUGCCCUGUACUUUGUAAAAACCCAGAGUGCAUUGAGUGAACGUCGGAAAAAGAUCUUGGUUCCUUUCUAAACAAAGCAAUGUGAAUACAAAGAGGACUCGGCCCACAAAAUAGGUGAAGUGAACUGGCAAAAGAGUUGCGCAUUCAAGGGCAGAGUGAAUACAAAGAGAAUGGAGUAAUUUUGCUUAUUUUGUUGUAUCUUUCCAAAUCCAGAUUUGUGUUCGUUGUCUGUAGUCUAUGGCUGCUCAUACCGUAUGUUGUGAUUUCUGUUGUUGGUUUGGUUGACAUUUCCUUUAGGGCCUUGAAGCAUUUGACACUUCAUUGCAAUCUCUUUCCAGAAGAAUUUGUAUGUUGACAGUGGGCAAGAUGUCCCUUAUCGCUAUGGCUCUGCCGGUGAUCACCGUCCUUCUCUCCGCCUGGCAGGUGGGUGCCAGUGAUGACUGCUUGUGGUAUGUGGAUAAAAAUGGCACUUGGCACAACGGGGUCCCCUGUCCCCUCAUGACCUUCUGUUGUGGGAACUGCCACAAGCGCUACUGUUGCCUGGAUGGCCUCAAGAGGAUUACUGAGAGGGAGCAGAAGCGCUGCAUGCUCUUCCAGUUCAGCCCUACCACCAUCGCCGGCAUGGCUUCGUCCGUCUUGCUCUUCGUGGCUAUCAUUGCUACCAUGGUGAGCUGCUUCAUGUGCUCCUGCUGUUACCUCUACCAGCAGCGACAGCAGCGUGGCAGGAUGCCCUAUGAUGCCCAGCACAUCCCUAUGGCCAGCUACCCCGUGGAGCCAAUGUAUGACGCUUACGGCAAGCCGCUGGUGAUGGGACAUCCUGGUUACCCAAUGGCACCUCAGUACCAUGGCAUGCCCCAGCCAUACCCCAUGAUGCACCCCGGCCCGUACCCCCCGUACCCCAUGGCAGACCCUGGCUACCCUCAGGGAGCACCCCCUCCUUACUCGCCACCACAGUACACUACCCACCCCGGUCCCUGAUGGGAUGAUAACAUGUACAUGGUGGGAGAGGAGAAAGACGAAGGAAGGACUGCGUCAGAAAGAGAAGGCGACCACGAGAUAACUCAGCUCUCCUAGUGGUUGCCCAGUGAAAGAUAACCAGAGGCACUUUCCUUUAUAUUCUAAAUCCUUUAACGGAACAGAGCAUGUGUUGAGUUGGGUUAUCCUGUCUGUCCUGACACUGAACUGGAUUCCUAUUGACAGUCUGUGGAAAAUGUCACACCAAGUGAGGUAACCAACCUGUAUCCAUGCACUCACUACCAUUUGUUUGACAUUAAUUCUCUGCUUAAGACGUUUGACUUGAGGAAUGGUCAACAUCUGUUUUCACAUGUUUGCUUGGCUUUAAUCUGGUAGUGGACAGACUGAGGUCAUACCUGCCUGCAGAUAACAGGGUGUGUGGGAGCUGAUUUGAUUCUUAUGUUGUAUAAAAGGCAGAAUGCUCAGAGUUGAUGGCUCCUCUCACUCUUCUGGAUCCCUUUAGCCAGCUCUCACUGCAGGUUCACAUUCUGUGGGGAUUUCUUUGCCCUCGCACGCUCAGCUUGUCUUUCGUAAUAGAAUAACAUUCACUUUAUUCAUAUUAGAAUGUCAGUUAUACAUGUUCUGCUACAUCCCAAUGUGUCAUCAUAAUCAGUUGUCAAAGUUGAUGUAUUAGUGGAAUCUGUGUAAAUGUUUAUUUCCUGUAAUAUAUCAGGCCAAUGUAUAUUUAAUAACUUAAAUAACAAAUCUGAGCCUUAUGUCAUCAUGAAUUCAAGAUGAACGAUUUCAAUACGUAUUUUGUAAAAUAUAUUUUAUGUUUAAGGUUUACAUAUUAACAAAUAAUUAUUAUCGUUGUAACAUACUAUCGCAACUUUUAAAAACAUUGUACCAUUAAAUGCUUUGAGCAUUUGUUUUACAUGUUAUAUUUAUUAUUAUUACAUUUCUCUGUGAGCCAUCGUUGUGCCCCUUGUGCGAUGUUUGAACUGCACAGUAGGACAUGACGUGUAGGGCAUGUGUUGUACAGUUUAGUAUUACCAGCCAGUGAAAGGCUCAUCCAGGUCAAGUGUGUUGGAUAAGGUGACAUUCUAUUUUACCCUCACUGAGAUUCUUGAUCGAUUUUUCCAUUGAAAACAUAGUCGUUUGAAAGCACACUGAGAUUCUUGGCAUGAGAAAGGUGGAACAAUCAUGCGAAAGAUCUAGUGAUUCUCCCUAUUCAGCUACUGUAUAUCAAUGUAAAACAAUGAUAUACUAUUAUUUAUAAACACUAUUGUAACUAUUUCACAAUUUGAAUUACUGGAUUACUUUGAUAUUUAUUGUCAACAUGUAAAGUAAUAUGCACAGUACAUACUUGACUUUCUACUGGAUUUGCUGAUGGAUUUGCUUAAUGAAUGCACUUAUUUUAUUGUGAACAUUUUACAAUUUUACCAGUGUAAAUCAAAUCUGUUACUAGUAGAACUGUUACUAGAUCUUACUUGUUGGUUGUCUGUUGUUUCAUGGAUGUUGUAAUAUAAUAAGUGCUGUUUUUUUCUAAUAACAUAAAUUAUAACUUUGGAUUGUAAAAUGCUGUAGUAGCGGUCAUUAAUUGCAUGCUACUUAUUCAAAUACCAGUAGUUAAAAAACAUAUUUUUGAUUUGUUGCCUUGGAAUCAAUGAUAUCAUUACCUUGAGUUUGUGAAACUUGAGUUUAUUUGGAGGUUUUGGUGAUGAAGCCCUCAAGGUGGUUUCUGAAUCUGUUCGGAAGGCAGAAAAGUAAUAAGUAUGUUAAGCAGAGGCGAUUUUUAGCAUGUAUAUCUUGGUAGGGCAAACCAUUAAAAAAAAUAUUAUGCAUGCUAUCAAAGCCACUACACGACACUAAACGAUACAUUAAUUGCACCAUAACGGUGACAAACGGUGCCCACAAACUGUUAGGGCCUACAUAAAGCUGUCCCGACAGCAGAGUC
This is a messenger RNA of Coregonus clupeaformis (lake whitefish), 3392 nucleotides long. RefSeq names its product protein shisa-4. The transcript is spliced from 6 exons. The record is from RefSeq and is a predicted model, not a curated record. Bases 830 to 1459 code for a protein of 209 amino acids. NCBI's taxonomy places the organism in Eukaryota, Metazoa, Chordata, Actinopteri, Salmoniformes, Salmonidae.